Suillus clintonianus is the source of this 518-nucleotide messenger RNA. RefSeq lists its product as uncharacterized. The transcript has 4 exons. NCBI's taxonomy places the organism in Eukaryota, Fungi, Basidiomycota, Agaricomycetes, Boletales, Suillaceae. The record is from RefSeq and is a predicted model, not a curated record. Bases 81 to 431 code for a protein of 116 amino acids.
CUCCUAUCUCCAUUUUAUGUAAUAAACAUCGAUCCUAAUAUGGACAUGAACGCCUUCAUCUCUCUUGCAGGUAUAUCGAAAUGUCAGAAGAGCCACUCCCUCUCACCUCGUCAUCACAUGGACGUGUGUCCGGAAAAUCAUGGAAGGCACCAAAAUCAGCGACCUUUCGUACCCAAUGUUCUGCCGGACACAGGUCCAACUUUGAGGAACGAAUGAAGAAGACUACAAAAGAAAAUGCUGCAAAGAAGUUGGAAACUGAACUCAGAGAUGAGAAACAUGCUGAGAAGCAACGGAGACGAGAAAUCACCCUCGAGAGGAAAAACGCAGCAGAGGAACGGCGUAGACUUGAAGAAGACAAAGCAAAGAUGGGAGCUAGAAAAGCUGCGAGGCUACGACGAAAAGCAGGACGCACAAAAAAGAUCCAUGGUUAAAAACAUCCCACUAUACUAUGUUCAUACAAUGUACCGUCCCUACAGCGCCCAUGUCGUGUCCAAUUCAUCUACUUUCACGAAUGACCU